CUCAUCUCAGUGGUCUGCUCAUGCCAUGCUUGAGCUACCACAGAACCCUACUUGUUGUCCUUGAUAGGCAGUUUGGCCACCUCUCGGCAUCGAAGAUGAAGAUUGGCAAGGGCACGGAGCUCCUGAAGAAGGUGGCUGAGACAUGCAGGAACAAGACCAGCGUGGUGGCAGCCAGGCUCCUCGUCCUCGUGUCCCUCCGCCGCCGGAUGGCCACUGUCGGCGCCUUCUCCCACAGUAUCCAUGCGCUUGUGGCUGCCGCUGACCGGGAGAAUGGUGCCAGGGUGGACUGCAACAAGGCUCUCGUGGUGCGCACGGUCCAGAAGACGCCAGCGCUCCAUGGUGGUGAGAUUGUUGUUAAUAUCUCUCAUCAACUCGCACUGUUUGAUCAAGGGAAUGAUGGUGAUGGUGGCUGCACUGAUUGGACACUACACCCCAUCUUCAAUGACGAUGAACACAACUGUUGUUACACCAAUGAUUGCGAGGUGGACGACGAUGAAGAUGACGGUGAUGUGCUACUCGAUGAGUGUGAUGAAGACGUCGACGACCAACCGUCGGUCAUGGAUGUAAUCCGGAAUAACCGAGAGGCACAGGGUUUGGAGUUCAGCAUUGACAACGAAAUAGAUCAGGCUGCUGACAUGUUCAUCACAAGGUUCCGGAAGCGGAUGAAUCAGAGCUUCUAGUGAUCUUGUGAGCUCAUAUCUAUCUGUUUGUAUGACAAAGUCUGAAGCGUACGUAUACCGAGCUAUCAGUUGCUAAUAGAGGUACGGUAGAUGGUGGGUGUGAGCUAGACUUGUAUACCGUAUUCAGGUAGGGAGAAAAGGAGAUGGACAUAGGUUGUCUGCCGGAGAAUAGACAUUAUUUUUAGUUAGCUGUACGUGCAUGCUUAUUUAGCAAGUGUGGAUGAUAGCACACCUAGCCAAGUGUGGAUGAUGGCACACCUAGGAAGGAUCUUUCACUAGCUUGUUCAGUAGCAUUGUUUCUAAUAUCUUGUACUACAAGAUUGCUUCAUAUGUUCUCAACUUUGGUUGCAUGCCAUUGUUAAAAUAGAUUGCCAUUUUUUGCAAAUAAAGUUGAUCUUUAUCUCAUGCUUGAAUUUAUAGGUGAUGGAAGUGCACCCUAUCUUAAUAGGGUGAGCAUUGAUGAUGCCACAAGGAGGGAAAAUGUCAACCCCGACAAUGAAGAUGACAUUCUGAUGGGGAAUGAUUCAGCUCCAAGAGAGACAACUUGGAAAGGUCAAUAGCAUGAUCUGCAUUUUGUUAAUUGUGUUUAAUUUUUUUUGUAUGGACAUUAUGAUGCUUUUAGAGAGGAAAAUUUUAAAUAAAAAAUGUAUUAAUUCUAUUUAAAGUUAAAAUUGUGCUAAUUCUGUUUGUUAUGCCUUGUUAGCUUUUACUUGAUUUUGUUAUGCAUUAAGAGUAAAA
This is a messenger RNA of Triticum aestivum (bread wheat), 1418 nucleotides long. RefSeq lists its product as uncharacterized. Bases 21 to 680 code for a protein of 219 amino acids. The transcript has a single exon. The record is from RefSeq and is a predicted model, not a curated record. NCBI's taxonomy places the organism in Eukaryota, Viridiplantae, Streptophyta, Magnoliopsida, Poales, Poaceae.